This is a messenger RNA of Paramecium sonneborni, 486 nucleotides long. The record is from the annotation of a GenBank genome assembly. NCBI's taxonomy places the organism in Eukaryota, Ciliophora, Oligohymenophorea, Peniculida, Parameciidae.
AUGAGAAGAAUUCAUGAAUGGACUUAAUUUUUCUAAAUGUAAGAGAAGCUGUUUUUAAAGAAACCCAUUUAUAUUCUUAGAUAUUUCAUGAUAUACAAAGAUUAAAUGAAUCCAAUAAUGAGAGAAGUUUAUAAAUUCAAUCCUACAUAAAAAUUGAUUUCUUAUAAAUGGACUAUAGCAAUAAUAAGUGGUCUAACAGGAGUAACAUUAAAUACAUGUUAUAAUAAAUAUUUCUUUGAUGAAUAAUUUGUCAGAGAUCCAGGUUGUUCUUAAUAAAUAGAAAUGCCUUUUGUAUAUUGUCUUUAUAGACUAUUUUGGUAUUAAUUAUUUUGCAUUGCUCAUGGUCAUCCUCUUGAUAGAUUUCGUGAUACAGAUUUUAUAAAUGCAAAAAUAAGAGCAGAUCAUUAUGAAUAUUAUUAGAAACAUAGAGAUUCUACAUUUGAUUUUAUGUAAUUAGGUGAAUUAGAGUAAUUUGAUUUGGAAUGA